AGUUUACAGCUUUAUAUAAAAGAAGCAAGAUUUCGCAACCAUUCCGACUUGGAAUCUCGCCGCGAUCCCGUCGGGGUGCAAGCGAGAGCUGAGAUAGAUUCGCGCGCGAAAAUUUACAGACGCGGUUUAAUUUUUUAAUUUUUCAAAAUGGCGGUUACAAGUGCCAGGAGCAUUAUCAAUAUGAAGGAGAAGGGUCAUUUUGGUCAUGAGAAAACAAGGAUUGAUAAAUACACGUUGGCAGACGAGCUGCCGGCUCAGCUUUCUGAGCUGGACCUCAGGCCACGGACCAUGUCCCCUUCCUACACCCUGCGCAAGUUGACGCCAAAGGACAAGGAACCAGUGAUAGACUUCUUGAGGAGAUUUUUCUUCCGCGAUGAACCUUUGAACCUGACAAUAAACCUGCUCGAAACCCCUGAGUCUCGCUGCAUCGAACUAGAGGACUAUGCAUCUUCCACACUUAGUGAUGGCGCAUCAGUAGCCGCAAUUGAUGAAAAUGGAGAUUUCGUGGGCAUGGUCAUCAAUGGAAUUGUCAAAAGAGAAGAAGUCGAUUAUACGGAUAAGUCGGAAGGCUGUCCGAACCCGAAGUUCCGACGGAUCUUAAAACUUCUCGGCUAUCUGGAUCGCGAAGCAAGGAUUUGGGACAAGCUGCCUCAGUCCUGCCACACCGUUCUGGAGAUCAGAAUAGCAUCCACCCACUCCGACUGGAGAGGAAGGGGUCUCAUGAGGGUCUUAUGUGAGGAGACAGAACGGAUAGCAAAGGAAUUGGGCGCGAGCGCCUUACGGAUGGACACCACCUCUGCUUUCUCUGCCGCUGCAGCGGAACGUCUGAAGUACAAGAAAGUGUACGGCUUGUUCUACUCAGAACUGCCCUACGCCCCGCACCCAGAGCCCCCACAUCUUGAAGGCAGAGUGUAUCUCAAAGAGAUUUAAAGUAACACCUUUAUUAAAAUUUUGAAGAUAAACAAAAACAAUCACCUGUAAUCUUAGUAGGUAUAUAUAAUCUGAAUUCUUUCAAUUAAAUUUGUUAAAAUGAGUAAAAAAGGUAAAAAAAAAAUGAGGGUCCUGUCCGUGUGUCUAUGUUUUGUUAUUGAUUAAUUAAAACGACCCAUUUUAGUAAUAAUACGCACCCUUUUUAAAAAAUACGCACUAAUCAAACAUUAUUAUAGAAAAAAAAAAAAAAAAAAUGAUAUACUAAAAAAUCCCUACAUAAAUAACCUGCAAAUUGUUCUCAAAAAGAUCUAGCAUUGUUUAUUAUUAAGAUUUUAAUCAUUUAAUGUACAUAGCUUGAACGAUGCCAUUUAAAAAAUGCAAAGAAAUGUUUUCAGAAAAUCCCAAUUAAUAAUUAUGACUUAGCUGUGAUACAAACAAAGAUUUUAAUUUACAAAAAGUUUUUUAAAUAAUCUGUCAAAAAACUUGAAUUGUAUAGUUUAGUUAUAUAAAAUGAUCUUUUGUAUGUAUAUAUUGUAUUAUUAUACAUGCACUUAUAAUGUAUGCAAAAAAAAAAAACAAAUAAAUGUCGCCUACAGAAAAUAAUAGCAAAGUUAAUUAAGGAAGGCUACUCCUGACAAAAAUAUAUAGCAAAAGUGUGUAACAAUCAUUUUGAUAUCGGAUAUAAGUGCUUCUAUACGUUGAGGUAGCCUUAUACAGUAGUUCUUUAAAGUUUAUUUUCAUGGAAUUAAUAAAUAUACAUGUGUUACUGUCUCUACUGUUGUUACUGUCCUAUCGUCAAUGUCAAUUGUGGCUGUAGUCAAAAAUCCUUGUAAUGUGAUCAAUUUUAUUGAAAGUAGAUGUUUCUAAUAUAUAAGAUAAUAUCUGUGUAUUAAAAUAAACUAUAUAAAUAUAUAAA
Vanessa tameamea is the source of this 1846-nucleotide messenger RNA. RefSeq names its product speck (gene Aanat). The coding region runs from base 148 to 930 and encodes 260 amino acids. Lineage: Eukaryota; Metazoa; Arthropoda; Insecta; Lepidoptera; Nymphalidae. The record is from RefSeq and is a predicted model, not a curated record. The transcript has 5 exons. Gene Ontology annotation, molecular function: N-acetyltransferase activity.